UUGAUUUUGGUUUGUAUAACACCAAAAUGCUGAUGACAUUGCCCAAAUACAGAUUUUUUUGUGUGAGACUCGGGAGAAUAUUUUCCACAAAGCCAAGUGUGUCCAUGCCAUUCUUCACUCAUUCUUCACGUGUUCAGCUUUUACACAUAAAUGUUGGAGACAAAGCUGAAAUAAUUAAGAAGUUCACCUCAAAGGAUAUUGUUACCUUUUCUGAAUUAACAGGGGAUACAAACCCAUUACACUUGGAUGAAGAAUAUGCAAAGAAAUCAAGAUUUGGGAGAACAGUUGUACAUGGUGUUUUGAUCAAUGGACUUAUUUCAGCUGUCCUAGGUACAAAAAUGCCUGGGCCUGGGUGUAUCUUCCUUUCUCAGGAAAUUAAUUUUCCAUCUCCUUUAUAUGUUGGAGAAGAGGUCUUGGCUUCAGCAGAAGUGAAGAAACUGAAGAGAUGUCUUGCUUAUAUUACAGUGUCAUGUACAGUUGUCCAAAAUGGCAAAAUUGUCAUGGAAGGUAUUGUUAAAGUUGUAGUGCCUGAAGAUUCCAAACCUGCGACCUGAUUGUAUGGUGUAUCCUAUUGGCAGCUGAGGUUAUAACAAGAUGUCCUUUUAGCUAUAAUCAGCUAGUUACCUAACUCUGUGAGGAAUUUGAAACAGUUUAAUUCCAACAUUUUGAGGUUGGUCUCCGACUUAAAAGAUCGCUUUGCCUUUUCUCAAUGUGAGGGUUGUUAGUGAGAUAGAAUGAGAGUUUCAGAAGAAUGCUGAGAUAGAAAUCAGCAUCUAAAAUGCCUUGAGUUGCUUAAUUUGGAUUUACAUAUUGGACAGAUUUAGGGCUUCUCAUGUUGAGUUUGACCAGUGACUACAUUAGCUCUACAUUUUACCAAUAAAUAAUAAAUAAUAACUGUCAGCCAGGUGACAGUUUUAUAGCUUAGGCAGUUGGUGCAAUCUAUCCUCCUAUCAUUAACUAAAAGUACAUUGUAGAUCUAUCCUCUGCUUCCUCCCACAUAGGUCAUUUAUAUAAAUAUGUUUGAUAUAAACUGAUAAAUAAGAUUAAGAACUUAAUGUGAUUUCCUCAGAUUCUCUUCCUGAAAAAAAUCAGUACACGCCUGGUAUUCUCUUUAUACAAAUAAACAUUUGAUUUCUCUAGAGUA
Messenger RNA from Crotalus tigris (Tiger rattlesnake), 1144 nucleotides. RefSeq names its product hydroxyacyl-thioester dehydratase type 2 (gene HTD2). The transcript has a single exon. The record is from RefSeq and is a predicted model, not a curated record. Lineage: Eukaryota; Metazoa; Chordata; Lepidosauria; Squamata; Viperidae. The coding region runs from base 27 to 554 and encodes 175 amino acids.